Messenger RNA from Cyphellophora europaea CBS 101466, 1245 nucleotides. RefSeq lists its product as uncharacterized. The record is from RefSeq and is a predicted model, not a curated record. Gene Ontology annotation, cellular component: fungal-type cell wall; cell surface. Gene Ontology annotation, biological process: fungal-type cell wall organization. The coding region runs from base 1 to 1245 and encodes 414 amino acids. NCBI's taxonomy places the organism in Eukaryota, Fungi, Ascomycota, Eurotiomycetes, Chaetothyriales, Cyphellophoraceae. The transcript has 2 exons.
AUGAAACGCUACCUCAUCGCCGCAGCUGCGGUCGCCGCCGCCGCGAGUCCUCACCUCCACAAGCACCGUCACCUGCACGAUCUCAAUGAGCGCGAUCUUCCAACCGUAACCGACGCGGUCGCCACAGCCACCGUUUACGAGAUCACCGGUACUCAAAUCGCUAAAGAUGCUGCGUGCGCCGGCGUAGCCUCGGGCAAGUUCACGUGGAAGAAUCCAGCCGAUGCCGCCAUUUGUGCCGCUGCUGCGUCGAGUGCAGCUCCCACUGCCCCUGCUCCUCCGGCCUCCGCUAGCCCAUCUGCAAGUCCCGGCGCCGAAGCUGGCCAGUUCUACGGCGGCCCUGCUGGUGGCGGCCAUGGAGGCGCUGCUGGCUCUGGUGGCUCUGGCGGCUCUGGGUGGACCGACUCCGGUGCUACUGGCAUCGAUGCCGACUUCCCAGAUGGACAGCUUGAUUGUGGCACGUUCCCAUCGCAAUAUGGCGCCCUUCCUGUGAGCUACCUUGGGAUGAAUGGGUGGAUCGGCCUGCAGGAUGUCGGUAGUAACAAUGGUGGCCCCAUCCAUACCAUUCAUACGCUACUCUCUGGCGACAACUGUCGCGAGGGCGUCAUGUGCUCCUAUGCUUGCCCUGCCGGCUACACCAAGACUCAAUGGCCUCAGACGCAAGGUGCAACUGGCCAAUCUGUUGGCGGUCUUUCGUGCUCGGGAGGCAAGCUCAGGCUCACCAAUCCCGGUCUAUCAUCCAAGCUCUGUAUGGCUGGUCAGGGCGGUGUCCAGGCCCAGAACAAUGCCGGCCAAGUUGUGUCCAUCUGCCGUACGGACUACCCCGGUACCGAAGCCGAGACUGUCCCCGUCGCUCUUCAGCCCGGUCAGAGCCAGCCGCUCAACAACCCUAAUGCCGACACUGGCUAUAAGUGGCAGGGUAAGGACACCUCAGCUCAAUACUACCUCAACCCGAUCGGCGUUGGCCCCGAGAAGGCUUGCCAGUGGGGAGAUGGCAGCCAACCGAUUGGCAACUGGGCUCCAAUCAAUUUUGGGGUUGGCUACAAAGGAGGGAAGACAUGGCUGUCCAUCUUCCAGAACAAGCCUACCACUCUGCAGAAGUACCAAGGUCGCGUUGAGCUCAAGGGCGAUCUUUCCGACAAGUGCUACUACGAGAAUGGCAAAUUCUACGGCGCCACUGGCCCUAACGACGACGGUUGCACAGUCGCUGUCAAUUCUGGCACUGCAACCUACAUCAUCUCUUCAUAG